AUGGCUCUCGACUUUCCCACCAUAUACCUGUUGCCAACCCACCUUGGGGCCGACGAGCUACCCGAACUGGAAAGCCAGAUUCCUUCUUUGACCUACGACAUCAACGAGGCCAAGGUCGUACUGGGGAAACUAUCACGGAGAGAAAGGGCCAUGCUGGAGUUAAGAUCGCGAAAGCUUCAAACCGAAGAGAUCGUAGCAGCACCAGUCCCAGAACCCAACACAGUUCCGAUAUCCGCCUCAGCUCCCCCAGCGAAGCGUAGGAAGCUUUUGAUAUCGCCCAGGACUUCUCCCGGUGCUGGAUCGAGUACUGCAUCUGAUACCGAUGAAGAAACGGGAGAUACAACAUCAAAGGCCCGCCGUCCGAAACCUGCCGUAACACCCGAGUCUCCAGAUUUCGAGCACGACAAAGAUGUAAUCAACGUCGUCAGGCUGGCUUGGUUUACCGACAGCAUGGCCCGAGGGAGCGUCCUACCGCUAAACGAAUAUCUGAUAUAUAGGGGACGGAAGAAGCAGGCGAAGCAGGCAAUGGUCGUUCCAUCAAGACUGGACCCCAGCGAGAUUCUCAGGCGUGCGAGAGAUGAUGCGAAUGCGAAUGGACGCCCAGCGUCGCAACACGGCUCUAGUCAGGGCUACACCGGCUCCCAAGACCAUCCGAGAACCGCACCUCAUAGCAAACGUCCCCAUUUACUGAAGGAAACUACUUCGGAGCACGACCGUGCCGAGAGACUGCCGCCGCUCCCAGAGUACCUCCAUAAGCCGUACGCUUGCCAGCGCCCAGCCCCUUUUAACCCACCCAACAAUGCCUUCAUCGAGCAACUUACGGAGAUGCGGACUAUCAGGAAACUUGAGCAUGAUGAUGUCGGAGUCAGGGCAUACUCGACAAGCACCGCGUCCAUAGCAGCCUAUCCGUAUCGGAUCUCGCAUGUAGCUGAAAUUGCCAGAUUGCCAGGCUGUGGACAGAAGAUUGUCGAGCUAUAUCUACAAUGGAAGGAGAACGGCUAUCUCAACGACGUCGAGCAGGCCGCCGCAAGUCCAAAGAUGAGAGUCCUCAAACUCUUCUACGAGAUCUGGGGCGUUGGGGAGACGACAGCCAACGAGUUUUAUAACCGGGGCUGGCGCGACCUCGAUGACAUUGUCGAGCACGGAUGGGACAAGCUCACACGGGUGCAGCAGAUCGGCGUCAAGUACUACGACGAGCUACUGGAGAAGAUCCCACGGGCAGAGGUCGAGUCCAUCGCAGACAUCAUUCUCCAGCACGCCAACAGGAUCCGCGACGGAUACCAGAUGGUCAUCGUUGGCGGUUAUCGGCGAGGCAAGACGGCCAGCGGCGACGUGGACGUCGUCAUCAGCCACCCGGAUGCAUCCGCCACCGACUUCUUCAUCAACGACAUCGCGAACAGCCUCGAGGAGGACGGUCACAUCACCCACACGCUCACCAUCAGUUCCCGAAACAGCGAACGAGGGCAGGAGCCUGUAGCGUGGAAAGGCGAAGGCGGCAAGGGCAGCGGUUUCGACACGCUCGACAAGGCGCUGGUCGUAUGGCAGGAUCCCGUCUUCGACAAGGCCUCGUCAUCCAAGAACCCCAACCCGCAUCGCCGCGUCGAUAUCAUCAUCAGCCCCUGGCGGACGGCCGGCUGUGCAGUCAUCGGUUGGACUGGCGGGACCACGCUUGAGCGAGAUCUCAGGCGCUACUGCAAGCACGUAAAGCGCUGGAAGUUCGACAGCAGCGGCGUGCGGACGCGGAUGGACGGCGGCGAUUGGGUCGAUAUCGAAAGCGACGCCGAUGGGAAGCCGGCACCUGACAUGCUGACGGCGGAGAAGAGGGCCUUUGAGAGACUGGGGCUCGAGUGGCGGCCGCCCACGGAGAGAUGCACUGGCUGA
Messenger RNA from Anthostomella pinea, 1881 nucleotides. The record is from the annotation of a GenBank genome assembly. NCBI's taxonomy places the organism in Eukaryota, Fungi, Ascomycota, Sordariomycetes, Xylariales, Xylariaceae.